Molecule: messenger RNA, 540 nt
Organism: Parnassius apollo (apollo)
Lineage: Eukaryota; Metazoa; Arthropoda; Insecta; Lepidoptera; Papilionidae
Source: the annotation of a GenBank genome assembly
AUGAACUUUAUCACGAAGAGGUGGUGGCGAGUUCGAGUGGUGGUGCUGUGCGAGGCGCGCGGUUCCGGGCGAGCGACGUCAGCGGCAGGUGGGCGUCAGGCACGAGGAGGCGUCUACGCCUCCUCAUCGUGGCGGCGCGGCGACCACCUUGAACAAGUAUGUGUGACAGAUGAUCAUGUGCCUGAGAAUUUUCGCAAUAGGAUUUUGAGAGUGGUGGCUGAUAGAGAAGCUCGAGAGCGGAGGGCCAAAAAUAGAAGGAUGGAAGUAGAUAAUGAUGAUGUGGCGGAUGACAUUGGACAUGCGGCCCUAUUCGAAGGAGAUGCGACUUCUUUUCACUUUGAUUGGCGCCCCAUGGACUCCUUUCAAGGUGAAAGAGAAAUGUUUCUUCCGGAAAGAACAGGGCCAACCACGCCGUCCGGAAGAGCGUAUGAGGCAUUCCGCCAAUAUUGGGACGAGACCAUCAUGUCUCAUAUAGCGACAGAAACAAACCGGUAUGCUGUAGAACUGGAUUGUAUCAAUGAUACUUUUGCACAAAAUUGA